Molecule: messenger RNA, 1859 nt
Organism: Thlaspi arvense
Lineage: Eukaryota; Viridiplantae; Streptophyta; Magnoliopsida; Brassicales; Brassicaceae
Source: the annotation of a GenBank genome assembly
GAGAGAGAGAGAGAGAGAGAGAGAGAACGAGAAGUGAGAGUUUGGAGACAAAAAUCCAAACUUUCACGUCUCUGGUUCUUCUAUUUGUGCGAAAUCAAGGAGAAAUCUCGAAUUUUGAUUCUCUCUGGGUUUGGUUUCUUCGUACAUGCACCAUGCUGCGUUACGUGAAAGAAGCGAAUCCAUAAAGAAAACCAAAGUCUUUCUCAGAGAUUAGUUUUAAUGGAGGAGAAGAAAAUGAUUUUGAAGGCGAAGAAGCAGGAUAUGAUGGAAUGUCUCACUUGUCCUAUCUGUAACAAGCUCUAUGAUCGUGCCACCACCAUCUCUGAGUGUGUCCACACAUUUUGCAAGAAAUGCAUAGAGGACAAGAUCGUAGUAGAAAAACUGAAAGCUUGUCCAGUCUGCAAUGUUGAUCUUGGUGUUGCUCCUCUUGAUAAACUCCGGGCGGAUAACACUUGGGAUGAUUUGGUGCUAAGAGUCUUCAAAACAAAGCCAGAGAAUGUAAAUGCAGCAACUGAAACUGUUCCAAUCUCUAGGCAAUACUCAAGAAAGAAGAAGAAAGCUCCAUCUUCUUCACUCCUCCCAACUUCAGCUAGAGUAACAACCUCACCUGAUCACCCAACUCCUGAUGCUGCUCCAUUGGAUCCCGAGAAGCUUGGCGAGAAAAUGGAAGCUGUCACUCUGAACCAGAGCUCGUCUACACCAGUUUUAAACUUCAGGAGGCGUCCAAGGAAAAACCCAAUGCCUAAAAGAGAUGAGAAUGAUGCAUCACCACAGGCUGGAGCAACCGCAUCUAAAGGAUGCAACCAAAAGGAGAAAGAUGAUAAAAAGAUAACAGUUUCAGCUGAUGAUCUUCGUAAGUCCUUGACUCUUGAUAAGGAGGAAGUCACGCCGCUGAAGCCAAACGGCAAAGAAAAACAAGAUGAGAAAGCAGAGGAAUGUGCUGAAGAGAAUCAAAACACUCUCUUUAAUCGCUUCGAGGGAGAUGACACAGAGGAGUUCCAUGGUGAACCGAAUGAGAUGCCUGUACUUGUUAGCUCUGAAAGCGAUACAGAGGACGUCUAUGGUGAGAAACCGAAGAAAAAUGAUGUGAAAAACCUAGAAAGUGCUGCUUCUAACUCAGGGAAGAAGAAGAGCUCUCGUAAGAAAUGGAAAGGGAAAGGAAAAGUUUACUCUCCUCCGGUUUUGAGAUCACGAGGGAAGAGGAUUGUGAAUGGAGCUGGUACAUCACAAGCUGCUCUUUUUACAGGACCAGAAAAGAAACUUGACAGCAAUCCGGUUUGGUUUAAAGUAGUCGCUGCCUCGAAUCAGAACACAGACGUGCCACUGCCACAAAUCACCCCUGCCAACUUGAAAGUAGAAUAUGGAAACAUACCUGUCUCACAUGUCAAGAAGUAUAUAGUGGAGAAGCUCGGUCUCGAAAGCGAAGAUGAAGUGGAGAUAUGGCUAAGGGAAGAGCCAGUGUGUUCGUCACAGAUAUUGAGCCACUUGAGAGAUUGGUGGGUCCAGACUACUCCAAUGUCUGAACGCAAAAGCUCCAUGGUCGGAAGCUCUGCUGCUGAGUUCGUCAUGGUUCUCCAUUACAGUCGCUCUCACCUCUUUUUCUGAUUCAUCUCAAAUCCGUCACCAAAAAACCCUUUUUCUUCUUUUAAAAACUCUUUCUUGCGUAAGAAGAAAACAUGAAGAAGACUAGCCAAGGGUUUGCAUCUUUCUUUAUUUAGUAAUUGUUAAGAAUAACUAUGGUCCUAUUAUAUAUGGGGGGGAACCUUUUUGCUUUGCUUUGCUUGUGAGGAUUUUGAAAACGAAAGUUUUUGGACUUGAGGCUCAUUUAGCCAGUCUUGCUUUUAUGUGACAAACAUGCG